AUGGCUUAAUAAUUAGUAUAAAGGUAUGAUGCAGAUGAAAACUUGUCUAAAUUUCUUAAUAAGGAAUUAGGAAAAUCAAUCAAGUUCUAAAAAAAACAUGUAAUUCUAAAAUUUUAUAGAGUAGGAAAAAGAACUCAAUAAUUUAUUAGCUUACUAAUAAUUAAUAAAAGAUGAGAAAUUAAAGAAUGAAAAUAAAUUACACUAAAUGUUUUAUAAGGAGAAAUUGAUUGAUCAUUAAAAAAAAUAAAAGGAUGACUUUGUAAUAAUUCAUCUUAUUUUUAGCUGAAAGAAUAAAAAGUCAACAAAGAUCAUUAAUUUCUAUAUAAAUAAAAGGAAAAUGAUUAUAUUAAUUCUUUGGAUGCAAGUUGGUGCUUUUAUUAAGAUUAUUCUCCAUCAAAAGAUAUGAAACCAUUGAAAGUAGAUGCUGAAAGAGAGAAGGUUCUUCGAUUCUUAUUCAAAUAACUUUAAACAACUACUGAUAAUGUUGAAAGAGCACUUAUUAAAAAGAAGAUUAAUAAGUUUAGGGAUUCUGAAGUAUAAUAAUACAUUAUAAUUUUAAUAGAUUUCUAAAAAGAAACUAGAUUACAUUGAUCAUAAAAUAGAAUAUGCAAAAUAAGUUAGAAGUGAAUCUCUCGAUAGAUCUAUUGAUAAGAUUAGAAUGCAUGAUAUGCAUAUUAUUGAUGUUUAAGAAAAAAAUAAUCUUAUAAAUUAAGAGAAACAAUCAUAUUAUAAUGACAAAAUAAAUUAAAUUGAAUAGAAGAUAUAAAUGAUAGAGAAACAACAAUAACGUAAUAAAUUAAAUAGAUUGAAUAUUGAAUAAUAAAAAGAUGAAUAUCGAUAAGCAGUAAGAUCUAAUUCUCAAACUCUUAUACAUCAAAAGGAAUUAAUAAAUUAAAAUCAUUUUAGUGAGAAAAUUUAUAAAUUAAACUUCCUUGUUGAUUAGAAAUAGAAAUUAUUGAAAUAAAGAUAAGAAUUAUUAGAUGCAUUGAAUUAAAAAAGACUCAUUGCUCGACAAUCUUUGGAUGAUGUUAAAUAUCCUCAGAUAAACUCGAAUAAUUAUAAAGCAGUCAAUUAUUGA
This is a messenger RNA of Paramecium primaurelia, 1078 nucleotides long. The record is from the annotation of a GenBank genome assembly. Lineage: Eukaryota; Ciliophora; Oligohymenophorea; Peniculida; Parameciidae.